AUGCAGCCGCAGCGCGGCUGCCUGCCGGGAACGAACUGCUGCGUCAAUGUGCCGGCAGAGACGUAUGUGGCCGUGGAGCGGUUUGGGGCCUUCCAGAGAUUACUGGGGCCUGGAUUUAGUUUCGCCGGACUGGACAUCUGUGGAACUUGCAUUGGAUUUCGCGCCAUUUCCACUCGUGUUGAAGAGGAGCACUGCUCGAUAUCUACACAGACCCGCGACCAUGAGUUUAUCACGGCUGAGAUUACAAUCCGGUAUUCGGUGAUGCCCAAAAAGGCCAAAGAUGCUAUCUACAAGUUGGUGCACGAGAAUUUCGACGGCUUAAUGCGGUCCUUCCUCACCGGACCAGUGUGCGGAUUUUUGAACAGGCUGAAGCUGGAAGAGGUGUUCGGAAGGAAGGACGAGAUGACCAGUUCGGUUCGUGAUCAGCUUUCGGACUACGUGCGUGGCUAUGGGUUCACCAUCCAUCGCAUGGAGGUGACAGAGCUCAAGGUCUGUCCCUAUGUGAUGCAUGCCAUGAAUGAGGCCCAUAAACAGCGACGGGCUCGCGACACGGCUGAGCUGACGAUGGCAAGCCAUGCGGCAGAGAAAGCCCAAGAGGCCGCCGAACUGGCCUCGGCGUCGCGGCUUCGGGGCGAGCGCCUGGCAGCCGAGUGCUCUGCGAUCCUGGAGGGCCUACAGGAUACCCAGUCCAAGGACGAGCUCUUCAGCAGGUUUGAGUCCGUCCAAAUCGAGAGAGCGAUCCUGGAAACCAGCGCCCAACCUCUCCCAGAUGAUAUGGAGAACAUCCAGGAGCUUUUGAAGGAGCCGGAGGACAGUGAGGAUUCCUCCUUGCUUGCGAGCUCCCGAGCGCGCCGCCUUCUCCAGCAAGAGGAUGUCAGCCUUGCAAGGAGUUUGCAGGAGUCCCUGGAUCGGUGCGCCGAGCUCGAGGAGUGGGGCUUCAGUGCCGGAGAUGAAGUUGAGCUCAGGGGUCUGUCGAAGCUGGAGCUCAAUGGCCAGCGGGGCACCGUCUUGCCCCUGGAAUUUCCGGAGCAGGCUCAGCAGCUGGGGCGACUGGCGGUGAUGCUGCACUCCGGCAAGCAGCUGUCUCUGAAAGUGGGGAAUCUGCACAAGGUCAAGGCCGAGAUCAACACAGGAGGAGAUCUCGGCGCGGAAUGGUCUGCCUCGCUACGCCCCGGCGCGUCGCGGCCCCUGCACGCGGCGGCCGCUCCGGGUCGGGAGCUCGUGGUCAUGACCCUGAACAUGCAGUACCUGGCAAGCUUUCCCCAGGAUCCGACUCUUGCAAGGCGUCGGCUGGUUGAGAUCACAUCUGCAGUGCCUCGCCCUGACGUAAUCUGCGUGCAGGAAGGCUUGGAAGGGAUCGACCUCUUCGGCCAAGUGGGGUACAGCAAACUCAUCUCCUCCGCCGUCAAGGCGCAUCCGCUGCGCGAGUGUCUCUACGACGAUCCGGGGGCCCUGGGAGCCGUACCUUCAGUUGCACAUCAGAGUCUCAUGGUCAAUGAGCUCUACCUGCGAAGUGACGACUGCCUUUGGGAAGCUCAGUCGACAGGCGUGGAUCAGAUAUCGUCCUCGUCUUUGAUGGUUGCUCACGGCCGGAAUCUCAGUGCUCCUCGCUGCUGCCUUCUCGUCAAAGCUCCUACACCCUGCGCCAUGUGUAAGAGCAUCGAGCUCCCGCUGGCCGAGAGUGCGGCGUCCUCUGAGCUCCGCCCAGGUCGGGAGAAAGAGAAGAGCGCAGCCACAGCCACUCCAGAAGCUUCGCCUGAUCCACGUCCUGAAGAAGUUCAUCUUUGUCGAAUCUUUGGCCCAGAUGGCGUGCCGCCUUCGCCGCAGCCGAGCCUCCACCGCUCGGAGGGGCCAAGCGGAGCUUCGGCGAGGCCAGUUGGAGCUGGUGCAGUCGGCGACUUCCCCGACAUGAUGGCCUUCAUCCACGCCCCCGUGGCAGGUGCUUCGAGCUCGAAGGAUUCGAAGGACUUGCAGGCGGAGGGCAGGGAAGUCGUGCGGAGGAUCCCUUGA
Molecule: messenger RNA, 2010 nt
Organism: Symbiodinium sp. CCMP2592
Lineage: Eukaryota; Dinophyceae; Suessiales; Symbiodiniaceae
Source: the annotation of a GenBank genome assembly